Paramisgurnus dabryanus is the source of this 2545-nucleotide messenger RNA. Its product is annotated as tyrosine-protein kinase STYK1. Lineage: Eukaryota; Metazoa; Chordata; Actinopteri; Cypriniformes; Cobitidae. The record is from RefSeq and is a predicted model, not a curated record. Gene Ontology annotation, biological process: multicellular organism development; protein phosphorylation; positive regulation of kinase activity. Gene Ontology annotation, cellular component: plasma membrane; signaling receptor complex. Gene Ontology annotation, molecular function: ATP binding; transmembrane receptor protein tyrosine kinase activity.
CAGUCACCUGAAGGUCAUUGAUCUGAAAGUCAGAAACGAACAGUUAAACUUCAAGAUAGAAGUGGAACAUGGGAUAUGCGACUUUACCUGUUGUCUCUACCAAAAUCAGCCAAAGAGGUCUUUAAUAAAAUAUAUUUUGGCAUCUUUAUUCUAGCAAGUGGGAAAUGGUAAAGUGACACCCCCUAUGGAUGCACAGGUCCAAUGCAACAGCUCCUCUGACCCAGUAGGUUAUGAAGAAGGAUCAGGUCCAUUUGCAGUCAUCAUUAUUCCAAGCUUGCUGGCUCUGGGCACACUGAUAGUUGUGUCUCAAAUAAUAUGGAGCUAUCUUACCAAAAGAUCACCAUCACAGACCACCUGUGAUCCUACAAAUAUAAAUGGGGAGCCUGUAACUUUAAAUACAGUAUGUCGCGGACCUGCUCAGGAUACACUGGGUCCAUGGGAAAUACCUACUCAGUGCGUCCUGGAGGGGGUUGAGGUCUUUCAAAUGGGACGAUAUGGACCAACCUGCAAAGGUCUGCUAAAAGAAGACAACACAUCCAUUGCUGUAGUGAUUAAAACUCUUAAAGACAGGUCAAAUCAACACGAGGCUAAAGAGUUUGUGGAUAUGGUUCUAUUUCAUGCGGCAAUAAGCAAACACGACAACAUAGUAAAAAUGUUAUACUGCCAGACACAACGGAUGCCCAUGUACCUGAUUUUGGAGGCGAGCAUUCCAGGAAACCUUUUGCAUUUCCUCUGGAGUCUGCGAGAGGGCAAAUCUGGGACAGGCGAUAACUUGCAAGCUUUUUCCGAGAGAUCUGUUUAUAUUGUAGCUAAACAGGUGGCAGCAGGUCUGGACUACCUACACAGCUAUCACAGAGUUAUUCAUGGGGAUGUUGCAGCCAGGAACAUGCUGAUUGGCUCAGGGCUCUCAAUAAAAGUCUCUGGUUUGAAUUUGGCUUUUAAGAGCCGGCAGGCAAAAAUGAUUGACGAGGAACUGCAAGCUAAGGUGCCAUUAAAAUGGCAAGCACCAGAGCGGAUGAUGAGCCUUCCUAUGACAGACAGAAGUGAUGUAUGGUCCUUUGGAAUUCUUCUUUAUGAGUUGAUAACCCUUGGCUCUCCUCCCUAUCCUGAUCUGGAACCGUCAGAAGUUCUCCCCCACACUUUUGCCCACUACAGAAUCAAAAGACCAGAGAACUGUGGGGCUCAAUUAUAUGACCUCAUUAAGUAUUGCUGCAUGUGGAACUUCAAGGACCGGCCUGUGUACUCUGCCAUUAUGAGACUUCUAGAUUGCUACGUCCACCUUACAGACACAAGAGCUCUUUGCUCUGGACAGCCGAUAGAUAUCUGUGAAUACAGAAGAAAAGCAGGGCUGGUCACAUGAACACGACUUUCAGAAACCAGCUGUGGUUUAUAUAGUGCAACUCAUUCAGAUCCAUAGGACUGACAUAUCACAUUCAGCUACUUUAUCAUUAGGCCAUGCAAUCAUGGUAAGUGAUACAGCGGCCUCUAGUGCUGAACUUAAUUAACAACAUUACUUGUACGUAGGAUCUUGGUUUAGCAGUUUAGAGAUGAAUUUCUGUACAAGGUACCGUAAACUAACCGAAGACAACUUACUGUUACUAGGGACGCAACAAAAGAUGUUUAUUAUCCUAAAACCACCCAAUAGCAGCUAGGAAUAUCUGAACUCUUAAAAUUAAAGGGAUAGUUCACUUUAAAAUGAAAAUUCUGUGAUCAUUUACUAAUCCUCAUGUUAUUCUAAACGUGUAUGAGUUUCUUUAGAUAUUUUGAAAAAUGAUGGUAAACACACAGCAGCAUGACCAAUGACUUCCAUAGUAGGGAAAAAAUAUUUUGGAAGUCUUGUGAUAAAUGACUAAGAAAAUAUUUUGAUAAAUGAUGGUAAGCACACAGUUGACGGUACCCAUUAAAUUUCAUCAUAUUUUUUUAUUCCUACUAUGGAAGUCUAUGGUCACUUACUGCUAUGUGUUUACCAUCAUUUCUAAACAUAUCCUUUUUUGUGUUCAUCAGAAAAAAGAAAUUCAUACCGGUUUAGAACAACAUGAGGAUGAGUAAAUGAUGACUGACUUUUAAUUUUAAAGUGAACUAUCCCUUUAAACUUUCGAAAAGCAUGGCUUUUAAAAACCUUUAUUAACAGUCUUUCUGAUGGGUAUUUAAAACAUAUGGAAUCCUUGAAGAGAACCCUUAAAUAACCUUUAAUUUUAAGAUUUUCACGUGCAAUCUAAAUAUUAGACAGUAUCUAAAUGCAGAUGUAAAUAGUGAUGUAUAAGAUCCAAAGCGUGAACACUAAUACGUGUGACAUGAACAAGAAACAUCAAAGUACCGCGAGAAUGAUUCAAGAGCCUGGCCUUGAAAUCCUGCUCGCGAUAUUUUGACGUCAUACGCCGUUCGGGCUGCGCAUCGUUUACGAGUAUACAUUUGACUAUACUGUAUGAGCUUUCUUACUGAACAGAGAGGGAACAGAAUCCGACAUUUAAAUUUUUUAGCAUGUGUUUGCUAAUGGAGAGAGGUGGCAAAGACAAAGCUUAAAACUAAGAACAUGUUAUUUUUA